UUUACAUCAGUGUACGUUCAGUCGUCGUCGUGUCAAACCUUUCCUUUUUUUUUGGUAUGCACAAAAUUGUAAUUUGAAAUCAACUCAAGCUCUGUCAUGGCGCUCAAGAAGCAGCUGCCAACCAAGGCGCUGCCCAAAAAGAAAGGCACCAAUAAGCAGGCACAAAAGUUGCCGCAGUCCAGCCCCAAGCAGCAGAGCCAGCGCAAGACUCUGUUCAGAGCCAAAAAGUUCAAGUCGAGCCCAGUUCAAGCCCAAACCCAAGGCCAAGUCUGGCGCAGGACGAUCGUGCGCAGCAAGCCCAAGCAGGAGGUGCAGCUGCCGCGACUCUUUCGCGCGGAUCGUCGCACUGGGCUGCCCGUGGACUACGAGCGCACCGUGGAGCAGGUGAUGCACUACGUAAACCCCUACAUUCACAGCCAAGCCAAGCGCACGCCGGAGCAGGAGCUGGAGGAGCUGAUGACCAAUAUGUUUGUGGAGCUGAUACAGCAGGGCGGGGCGCAGCAGCUACGCGCGAUGCUGCAGAAAGGCUGCCAGGGAAGCGGCAGCUGCGACUGGCAGAGGGUUGGGCAGUUCGACCGUCAAAUGGGUGGACAGUGCGACCAUCAGUUGAGCAAAAAGUUCCCAAUGAAUGCGCGCAGUGAGAACGCAGAUCUCAGCGACUUCUACAGCGCCUGCAAGCGUGGACCACAGCGCACCGCCAGCCCACUGGCAGCACCCACACGCAGGAGCAGAUUCAACUACAACCAACUGAAAUUAAGGAGCAACUAGAGCGAGCGCAGCCUGUGCCCUGACCUGCUCCUAAAUUGUAAUUGCAAAAUGUUUUUGAUUGAGUCAAAGAGUUCCGCCUUGAUUGGUCAAUCAAUAGCAAUCAAUGGACUUGGGCUCAACGGUAAAUUAAUCGAGUUAUGCUCUUGAGAGACCAACAUUUUGUUGGUAAAUAAACAAAAUUCCACAGACA
Molecule: messenger RNA, 958 nt
Organism: Drosophila subobscura
Lineage: Eukaryota; Metazoa; Arthropoda; Insecta; Diptera; Drosophilidae
Exons: 2
Coding region: 97-768 (223 amino acids)
Source: RefSeq, a predicted model, not a curated record